UAACUACCAUGACAGACGGGUCUGCACCAGAUCGGUUAUACCAACUAUGCCUGGCACGACUGUGUCCUGCGCUUGAGAAGAUUGGCUCCAAACUUGACUGGAACCCCGCCAUAGCUGGACCUCUAGAUAAACUCGCAAGCAGGAUUGCUGAAGAUUUGUUAACGUAUGCAUCCAAAGAUGCAACAUAUUGGAAUGAUUCUUGGGUAAUAUUUUUAACACCCAAAAUAUCAUCAGCCAUUUUGAAGUGGGACCGAUUUAUUCUUGAAUUUGUUGGUAAAAGAUGCAAGAACCUGCGGAGAGUUUUCUUCAAGUGGGUGGCAGAAAAGUUUGACACUAGUCUGUUGGGGUUACUGCCAAAGUCAGUCUGCAGCGUAGACUUUGACGGGGAGCUUUACUACAGGGGAAGAUCCAGUUUCCCAGACUUUGGCCAACAAUCAUGGCUGCCUGAAGCAGAAGGAAUAUUCAGAUCUCUGCUGCUCAGCUACAAGAAACAGCACUCCUUAAAUGACAAGUGUUUGGUAGAGUUGCACCUCGGUACGUCGUCUGUAUCGGCUGAUCAGCUGACUCAAGUGUUGCGGACCGCUCCUAACAUUCGUCUGCUGCGGCACUAUCAGCUGGUUUCAGCAUUAUACAAACUGCACUCUGAGUCUUGGAAGAGUGGCAGCACUAUUCCAACCUACAAGCUCAACAACUUGGAUGCUGACUUUUCUCAUGUGGUUAGAUGCAGGAUGUCUCCACAAGCAGUUUUGCCGGGAGACGCGAUGCGACUAGCCUCUCAGCUGUGUCCGGACGUAGCCUCGGUUAGGGUGCGCAUCGACUGCUCCACCCCUCAUGACAUCCUCGGGCCUCUCACCUCAUUCAAGCGGCUCCGAGAACUGAGCGUCGUCUGCGUCACCAGUGGCGAGAGGUGCAACCUUGACUUCAGCGACAUCUGUCCCAUCCUCGAGGCUCAUGGCGAGACUUCACUCACCUCCUUAGAGUUAAAGGUGAUUGAAGAAGUUGAAAGUCACCAGAUAGUGUUUCUGUGUCCGAGACUUGAGGUUCUGGUGCUUAGUGGAUGUGGGUUUGUCUGUCCUCCAACAUGCGGAAGUUUCAUGUGUGCCAACAAUCCAAGGUACCUGAGGAAACUAAAACUGCUCUUCUAUGCCGAUGGCGAUGACUUCAGUUGGACUCACAAUGUUCCGCAGUGCUUCUGGAAAGCCGCUCUGACUUCAGUAGGCCCAACAAAGAAGUCCCGGUUGUCCGGAUUAUUUCUGGAGUCUCCUCGGAUAACAGAGACGACUGCUCGGGAGCUUUGGACUGCAGGACAAACUGUUUUGUAUCCUGAGCUACGAGUAGUUAGCCUUCUUAGAUACAGCGAGAUAACUUUAGAUGACGUACGCAACCUGACUAGAGGAGCUCCGCUAAAGUACUUACGAGCGACCGACUGUGAGAGACUUCACUCCAAAAGGCUACGACAAAUGUUUACCUCUCAAGGCCUUGUAAUCUGUACAUCGUAAUCUUGAAUUACAAAAUAGAUUUGCAUUGUACUGAUUGUUUUUAACCU
Molecule: messenger RNA, 1546 nt
Organism: Macrosteles quadrilineatus (aster leafhopper)
Lineage: Eukaryota; Metazoa; Arthropoda; Insecta; Hemiptera; Cicadellidae
Exons: 9
Coding region: 9-1499 (496 amino acids)
Source: RefSeq, a predicted model, not a curated record